This is a messenger RNA of Melospiza georgiana, 4719 nucleotides long. Its product is annotated as rho guanine nucleotide exchange factor 17-like. Gene Ontology annotation, biological process: positive regulation of Rho protein signal transduction. Gene Ontology annotation, molecular function: guanyl-nucleotide exchange factor activity. Bases 258 to 3770 code for a protein of 1170 amino acids. The record is from RefSeq and is a predicted model, not a curated record. The transcript has 7 exons. Lineage: Eukaryota; Metazoa; Chordata; Aves; Passeriformes; Passerellidae.
CCGGGCCGGAGCCGACCCGCGGCUCGGCGCUGCCGGGCGGGCAUGCACAACAAAGGCGGCGGGCGACGCGUCCCGGGCGGGCUUCGCAGGUCUUCUGCGCAUGGCGACUCCACCCAUGUGAGAGCUCUCUUAUGUGAGUGCCCAGCAGCACACUUUGCUGUCUGUGGGCUGUGGACAUUGACUGGCAUCUAAGGACACCCCAGCUCCCUCCUGUCCCCCUAGACGCCACUGUCCUAGAGCCUCCAUGUGCAUUUGCUAUGACAUACAUCAGUGUUGAUGAGAGACAGGAACACUGCCGGGUGAUCUCGAGCUGCCAAAACAAUCAGCUCUGUGCACAACAUGGCUUAAAGGAUUUUUCAGUUAGCAGCAUGCAUCCACUAAAGAACCUAGACACUCAUAUUUUUUCUGGGGACUUCCACACUCUUGCCUGCCACACAGGCAAGGCCCGUUUGGCCAGUCCUGUGGAAAACCGGAUGUAUCGGAGUGUGGAAAACCUGCACUGGGCAGCAGUUGCUGACUGUGGGCUGUAUUCUCACUGCCGGAGCCUGGAUAACGAGAUCAUCUUCCACUACAGAGGCACCAGUCAGUGGACAGAAGGCUGUGUGGAUGUGGCCCCAGUACAGAGUGCAGCAGACUCUCUGAGGAGCCUUUCUCUCCGUGCUAAACAGACAUCCCGAUCUGCACAGGAUGUGCUCCUCCCUCCCUUUGCCAAAGUGCCUCAGUGGCUCUUCCCUUCCGCACAGGAAAGAGCCCUGCAUGGGGAUGCCAGAAAGGAGCUGAAGGAGAAGCUGAGGCUGCACAGCAGUAAGGUGGCAGAGCCCUGCAAGCCACUGCGCCCACAGGUGGCCCUGCCUGAGCUGCUGGCCCAGGAGUGCUUUGGGUGCCGGGUGUGCCAGCAGUGCAGGAAUGGCUGUGCUGUGAAGUGCUGCACGGUUCUGGUGGAACACACUGCUCUCAGGCACAGCCUCACAGCAGGACAGGGACUGUGCUUGGCACACAGGAUCAUCAGCCCAGAAGACAUCAAGCAGGAAGCUCAGAGGAGGCUUCAGCUCCGAAGGCAGAAUAGCUCCCCGAAUUUGCCCCUUCAGCAUGCUGGGGAAAGCCAUGAGAUGAGCAAAUCCAGAACAGCAGAGACCGUAGAGCAGUGCAGUGGGGAAACAGAUGGCAAAGUCUCAUUGGGACAGAGCAAGAAAGGCCGCUGCAAAGGGAGGCUCUACAUACCCACCUUUGAGGAGUUCAAGCAAAUGAGAAGUAAGGAGGGAAAUUCAUCUAACAGCAGCAGUGGGCCAGCAGAUUGCUUGAAAAAGGGUCUGCCUGCAAACCAGACACAGGAGGAGGAAAAAAGUAAGAAUGUCUGUCCAGAAGCUUUAGAGACCAAAGCUGUGAAUGAACCUGCUGUCACUGCAGAGGAAGAUGAUGAUGUAUUUCAUGAAAACCACACCUCUGCUGGCUUUUCCCAAAACCCAGCCACAUGGGAGGGUUUCAAGAUGAGCAGUCCUGAGGUGAAGGACAGAACCUUCCAGACCUCCACCCCAGAUACAUCACCAGUCCCUAUUUGCUCCAGUCCUAUUCCACGAUCACCUCUACAGGCAGGAGCAAUACACAGUGCUGGGCAGGAGAUCUUCAGUGCUGAGCAGCAGAAAGGAGACACAAGACAAUUAAAUGAUGUCCCCCACGUGGCAGGGCAGUCACUGGCUUCUGAAGCCCAGUCCUCUUGCUGUUCAUCGCUGCUGUUAGAAGCCACAGACUUAUCCAGCUAUGGAGCUAAGCUACAAAAAAUGAAGGAUGAAUUCAUAGGUUCGGCCUUGGAACUUAUUAAGAAAAGCUGCAAUGCUGAGACUGCUGCCAAAUCCCCCUCCAAGGGGCAGUGUGAUCUGAGGGAAGCUGAUCUCCCACCUCUGGAGGACAGCCAGCAGCCCACAGCGAUGUCCAUGGCAACAGAGACCUGGGAGGACAAGCCAAGCAAUGAGACAUCCAGUGACACUCCACCUGCAGGGAAUAGCCCCAGUCCUGCCUGUCGCCGAUCCAGCUCCGACAUUGUCCAUGAGAGCACGGAUGGUGCCAAGGCCCAGCGGGAGUGCCGGCUGCGGCCGCACUUCAGUGACCCGAUGCCGACCGACUCGGUGAAGAGGAAGCAGCUGGAGCUGAAGAUCGCGGCUGCAGCGCGGCAGCACGCGCAGAAGCGCCGGCAGGAGCGGGACUGUGGUCCAGUGGUAGCAAAGGCCAACCUUGGCCAUGGCGGCAGCUUUGAUGAGACCCGACGCACCCCACGGGGCUCCCUCCGCUCCAGACGUCACUGGAGCAACGUCAGCAGCCUGAGCACGGACAGCGGGAUUGUCGGUGUGAACGAUGCCCGGGAUGACCUGGAUCCCGCUGCGGCCACCCGGACCAAGUCAGCGGAUGUGGAGAGGGCAGAUAGCGGCAUUGGCCAGAUGCCAGCCAGGAAGUGGAGGAACAGGGCCUCUGAAACGCUGAGCUCCCUGCAGGCCUGGGAAGCCCACCGUCCCUGCACCGACUGUGGAGAAAGGGACCUCCCGGUGGAGACAGAUGUCCAGAACUGCAACCAGAGGCGCGCUGACCUCUGUGAGAAGUGCCGCAAGCGCAGGACGGAGCGCAAGGAGUCCGUGCUGGAGUUUGUCAACACAGAGGCCAGCUAUGGAGAGGACCUGCGCAUCAUCAAAGAGGAGUUCUACCUCCCCAUGCAGGCAGCUGGCCUGCUCAGCCAGGAGCAGCUCCAGGGCAUCUUCAGCAACAUCCAGGAGCUCAUUGACCUCAAUGAGAACUUCCUGGAGAUACUUCAAGAAGAGAUUGAUCAGGCCUUUGAUCAGGGGGACGAUGACCUGAUGACCGUGUGCAUCGGAGAAAUAUUCCUGGAGUUUGUGAACAUGCUGCCAGCCUUUCAGACGUACUGCCUUCAGCAGUCCUCCUCUGUGAAUAUGCUCAAUGCUCUGGAGAAGGAGAAGGAGUUGCUCAGAAUAUUCCUCAACGUCUCCCAGAAUGACAACACAGCGCUGCGGCGGAUGAACCUGAGGUCCUUCCUGAUGGCCCCUUUGCAAAGGGUCACCAAGUACCCCCUGCUGCUCAGCAGAAUCAUCAAGGCCACCACCGAGUACCACCCGGACCACGGCAGCCUGCGGGAGGCCAAGAGCCGCAUCGAGUCCCACCUGGAGCACAUCAACAUGAAAACCAAGCAGGAGGGGAACACGUGGACGCUCCGAUCCUUUCGCCAGGACAGCAAGAAGAAGAGGGAAGUCAUCAACAUCGAGAUGAGAGAAACCGCCCUCAAAACUGUCGGGUGGCUGCGGGAGGAAACGCGGUUUGUGAUGGAGGGGUCUCUGCAGCUGGCCCAGCCCCCCGACGGCCAGUGGGUGAAGAAAGGCAGCAAGACCCUGAAGUUCCAGAACAUGCAGGUCCUCCUCCUGGUGAACAUGAAGCGUGUGUCCGAGUCCAGCCUGGAAUCGGCUGAGCCGGGGCCUGUGAAGGACGCAGUGCUGGUUCUCAUCAGGGACAAAAAUAACGGGAAGUUCCAUUUGCUCAGGGAGCCCUUGAGGCUGAGUAAUUGCAUCGUCUCCACUGAUCCCGACUGCGACGACACCUUCGAACUCAUUGAGAUCAGGCGGGAGGCGUUUGUGUUCCGGGACAGCGACCGGGCACGGACUCACCACUGGUUCAGGCAGAUCCGGCGCUACUCCAGGGAGCUGGGCUCCUGGAAGAAGCGGCGGAACGCGCUGCCCAACAUCAUGAUCAGCACUCCCCACACCAGGCCCUGAGUCCUGCAGGCUUGGCUUGGCCAGUGCCACAUGCAAAGACCAUCGAGAGCCCCAGUGGCCUGAACGUGCUCCAUGGACAACACAGGGAGGAGCCUGGUCCCCAAAGACUCUGACUGGCACUGGAAGCAAAUGCCACAGCCUGGUGCUGAACUCCAGCCUCUGGACUCACAAUAGUUUGUGGCUCAUGUACAUACAGAGAUGGGCUCCACUCGAGGAGAUCACUGAAGGAUAAUAAUUUAACUUGUUAAUGUUGCACUGCAGGAGAAUGAUGUAUGAUGCUUGCCAUUGCAUGGAUCGUUUUGAAAGCCAGUCUUGACAAUGAGAGAGGUUUCCACUAUUGACUUUAUUUCAUCAGCAUUAGGUAAAGUCUGGGUAUUCAGCAAAUUAGGUGCAGUAUUAUGCAACAGAGGAUGAAAGCUGGAAAAAAUUGUUUUCCACCACUACUCCUAAGGACUGUGUUUCCUUAUUCACCUCUGUAUAUUCAGUCAAAACACUUGUUUAAAAAGAAAGGCCUUUCAUCUUUAAUCCAAAUCAAGUAGGUGUCAAUUUGUUCAGAUUCAGCUGCAUGCACACAGCCAAAAAAAAAAAAAAAAAAAAAGAGAGGAAAAAAAAAGAGCAAACACAUAAACCCCACAUAUGUGUAGAACCUGUGGAAGAGCAGCACACUCCCAGUGAGAGUCUGUUAUUUAACUGACUUAGGGACUGGAAUAUAAUGCUGCAUCUGAAAUAUCUCAGAAGUAUAUGUAAAUACAGCUCUGCUACUACUGAUAGUGAAUUUAAGAGUUUGCAAUUAUUUAAAUUAUGUAAUCUAGUGUAUUUCAAAAUUUAAUUGAAAGGAACAAUUUACAUUGUACUGUAGAGUAACAUAAAAUGUUUUAAUAACUAUGUUUCAAUUACUUUAGGUGGAUAUUUUUUAAUAUUUCUAUCACAGAGUAUGUGUUUCACUUCA